AUGACGGUCUGUGGAGUGCACAAGCUUCUCUUGGUGCUAGUGGUCACUCUAAUGGCACGGCAUGGUGCUGCGACCACGUUCUCGCGGUCGUCAGCGUUUACCUUUGCCGGCCACGCCGACUUUCUGGCGGCGACGUCGGACCCAGACACGUCGCGAGCGUACUUUUUCUCAUUUGAGAGCCCGACGUAUCUUGUGGAGAUCGACACGGCUGCCAACACUGUUGUGUGGGAGGGCUCUGUCUCGGGGCUGAACAAGGUCAAGAGUGCAGGCUUUGACGCGAACAGCACGCUCAUCAUUGUCGCGACGUUUGAUGGGGUGGUGGCUACCGUCUCGCCGACGACACACGCGGUUGUAGAGUCGCACGCCCCGGCCGGGCGGCCACCGUACUUUGCACUUGUUGUGGACCCUGCAAGGAGCACGGCGAUUGUCUCGUGUGACCAAGACGCAGCGAUGAAGAUCAUGGUUUACAAGUAUUCGAUCAGCCCACUAGUGCAAGUGGUUGGGGAGAAUCUUGGAGAUCGGUUUUUCACCAUGGCUCUUGACCCCGUGACGGAGAUGAUGUUCGGCGCCUCGCUGACCAAGCCCACCAAGGUGGCGCCAUUCUCAGCCACAAGCUUGAAGACUGGAACGAUAUCAUCCAAGUUGCUCGAGUCAGGCGAGGACUUUAUGUCUGCGUCGCUGUUGCGGGGCGAGGGGACGCGUACCAAGGCUUACUUUGGAACGGAUUCGUCGGCCAACUUUGUUGUAGAGGUGGAUGUUACGGAUCCUGCCGCCUUUUUCCGAACAGGCCGGCGGCUCUUUACAGGCUCGGCUGGGAUUCGGUCUGCGGCGAUGGAUCCGACGACUGGGCUGCAGUACUGGGGCGCCAACUCGAUUCCUGUCGGGUUUGUGUACCUGGUGAACGCGACGAGCAUGGAACUUGUUGAGACGCUUACACUCAACACGGGCGAGAAGCGGCUACAGUCUGCGGUGAUCGACGUGGCCAACGAGCGGGUGUACUUUGGGACGCAGUCGAACCCGGCACAAGUGAUUGUUGUGGAGACUGCAACGUGCCCGAACAACUGCAACGCGGCGAGCAGCGGCGGUGUGUGCACCGGGACGACGUGCAACUGCAACACGCUCCGAGCCGGCUUUGACUGCUCGAUCAUUCUCUGUCCCUUUGACUGCUAUGGGCCGGAGCGCGGGGUGUGCAACCAGGGCGUGUGCGAGUGCACGGCGAACUUUACAGGCCAGUACUGCGAGGAGCGGCGGUGCGAGGGCGGAUGCGGCGAGGAGCUGAACCACGGAGUGUGCAACGAUGGGACGUGCGAGUGCGUGGUGGACAACGUGGGGUCGUGGAACGGACGCAACUGUGACCAGUUUUCUGUGGCGUGCAACCCGCCGGACUGCUCGGGCCACGGGGUGUGCCCGAUCUCGCUCAACGACCGGUGCGAUUGCGACGUGGGGUGGCAGUUUUCGCCGCUGUGCAAUGUCAACGAUGCCGACGCCGAGUCGCUCACGGUCGUCCUUGAGCUGUCCAAGCCGUACAACCGAAGCGUGUUUCUGGCAGCGGUGGCGUACGAGCUCGACAUCGACGAGUCGUGCAUCGUGAUCAAGGCCGAGCCGCCGGAAAACCCGCCAGACACGGUGACCUUUACCAUCAUCGACUGCGGCAACCGGACAGGACCCUCGCUUGUCCGCGAGCUUGUUGACGUUCUCACAGGGAAGAAGCCGGCGAGGCCCGCUGUGGACGGCAGCGAUUCUGAGCUAGGGCGGAUCGGAGUAACGUUUCCGGCGCAGGCGCCGCCAAAGGACACGUCUGGGGCGACGGGGGUGCUCAUCGGAGUCAUUGUGGCUGCCGUGGUUGUGCUCGGUGUGGGCAUCGGCUCCUACAUGGUGAUCAAGCGGAAGUUGCUGGCGAAGGCGCGCGCUGCGCGCGAGGCCAAGGAGUUUGAGAGCCUGUCUGGAGCCGAACUGAAUGCGUUUGGAGACUGA
This is a messenger RNA of Thecamonas trahens ATCC 50062, 1974 nucleotides long. RefSeq lists its product as uncharacterized. Gene Ontology annotation, molecular function: protein binding. The transcript has 2 exons. The record is from RefSeq and is a predicted model, not a curated record. The coding region runs from base 1 to 1974 and encodes 657 amino acids. Lineage: Eukaryota; Apusomonadida; Apusomonadidae.